Messenger RNA from Brassica napus (rape), 3793 nucleotides. Its product is annotated as GTPase Der-like. The transcript has 2 exons. The record is from RefSeq and is a predicted model, not a curated record. Bases 359 to 781 code for a protein of 140 amino acids. NCBI's taxonomy places the organism in Eukaryota, Viridiplantae, Streptophyta, Magnoliopsida, Brassicales, Brassicaceae. Gene Ontology annotation, molecular function: GTP binding.
UAGUGCUUUAUUCAUAUUCUUGUGUUCAUGUUUUUUUGUAGGGCGGGUUUGCAUCCUUUGGAUUUGGAAGUUGGUAAAUGGCUAAGCAAGCAUGCGCCACAAAUUAAGCCUAUAGUAGUGAUGAACAAAUCGGAGUCUAUUGGUGAAUCUCUUGCUGAAGUUGCUUCUGAGGCUCUUGCGCUUGGAUUCGGUGAGCCUACUGCUAACUCGGCUGAGACAGGACUUGGGAUGACAGCACUUUAUGAAGUUCUCCAUCCUUUACUAGAGGAUUACAUGGUCCAAACCUUAAAUGGAAAUAAAACUGUGUCAAGAAUCACUUGACUAGAAGAAGCUGCUUCUUUGUUUUCUCUCUUUAGUGAUGAACCUCAUAGUUGUAUAUUCAGAUAGAUGUACUCAAGAUGAUGUUCCAAGUGAUGAGAACCUCUCUGAAGAAGACGAGUCCAAGUUGCCAUUGCAGUUAGCUAUUGUGGGUAGGCCUAACGUUGGGAAAUCAACAUUGCUAAAUGCAUUGUUGGAAGAAGAGCGUGUGUUGGUGGGUCCAGAAGCUGGUCUCACAAGAGAUGCUGUGAGAGUUCAGUACGAGUUUCAGGGCAGGACCGUCUAUAUGGUUGACACUGAUGGUUGGUUAGAGAGAACAGAGCGAGACAAAGGACCAGCGUCUUUAAGUAUCAUGCAGUCAAAAAAGAGUCUGAUGCGUGCAUAUAUUGUCGCUUUAGUUCUCAAUGCUGAAGAGGUUCUGUCAUAUUCAAACAUAGUUGCCUUCUUUCUGUUGCAAAACUAAAGCGAUGACAUGUUUUUUUGUUCCAGAUCAUAAAAUCUCAACGCAGUAUGACACAUUCAGAAGUAGUUAUAGCUAGACGGGCUGUAGAAGAAGGACGUGGUUUAGUCGUUAUCGUUAACAAAAUGGAUUGUCUAAGAGGGAAACAAAACUCUGAGAUGUACAAGAAAAUCAAAGAAGCUGUUCCCAUUGAAGUUCAGGCAGUUAUUCCACAGGUUAUCUGAUCUGUCAUUACUCCUUAGUAAUAAUUGAAAGAAAGAAACCGAUCUUUUGUGAACUCUUGAGGUUCUUGAGCGAUGAGAAACAUAAUGUUUUGGUUACAGAUUACAGGAAUCCCUGUUGUGUUCACCUCUGCAUUAGAGGGAAGAGGACGUUUACAAGUAAUGAACGUUUACAAGUAAUGAACGAAGUCAUUGGCACAUACACGAGAUGGUGCUCUAGACUUUCACUGGUCGCCUCAACCGCUGGUUAAUUAAGGAUGAUGGAAUCACAAAGAUAUUAUAUCAAUCAUUAAUAUCCUGUUAAAUAAUUGUAACUUACAUAUCCCAUAGAAAUUCAUAGUCUAUUAACAUUAAAAAUGAAAAACUCGAGUUUGAACUAAUAUGUGAAAUCAUAUUUACCUUCCCCAAUACUAAGGUUGGGUACUUUAUCCGAUAUCCAAAACCGCAUUCGAAUUCGAUCCAAAAACUCGAACCGGAAUCCAAAUUGAAGUAAUAAAAUACCCGAGUGGAUAUUGAGUUAGGAGAGAUUAGAUACCUAAACCCAAACAGAUAAUAUCCGAACCCGAAUGGAUAUCCAAAGAUUAUCAAAGAUAUGUAUACUUGAUCUUAUAUUUUUAGUUUAUUUCUUUUAUUUUAUUCAAAAUAAUUAUAUUAAUGCUACAUAUAAGUUUAUAUCAGAUAAUAUAUAUAAUUAUGGAUUGUUAUUCACUUAAAAAACAUGUCAAGCUUUGUUUUGUGCAUUAACAAAAAUUGUAUCCAAAAUUUUAAUUAUAAUAAACAAAUUAGUGUCUUUUUAAAAGAAAAUUAUCUUCAAAAUUAUUAAUCAGUUAUUCUAUUAAACUUUUAGAAAACUCAGUUUAGUUAAAGGUAUAUUUUUAAAUACUAAAAACCUUGAGCAAUGAAUAUUUUCUUUUAAAAAAUCUAAAUAUCCAAACCCGAUCCAAAAUAACAGAAUCCGAACUAAAAAACCCAAACCAGAUCCGAAGAUUAAAAAUAACCGAACGGAUUUUAUAUUUCUAUACCGAAAUACUCAAAAAUUCAAAAUAUCUGAUCCGAACCCGAACGGAUAGCCAAACAUCCACCCUUACCCAAUACCGUUAGAUGAAUAUAUAAAAAUAUACAACAAAGAAAAAUUAACUAAUCUUAAAUACUCAAAGUGUUAAAGACAACAAAUUAACAAACACACGUAUUUUCAGAUUAAGAAAACAAACUUAAAUUAAAAGAAAAUAAAGUACAAAAAAUUUUAAAAUAAAAUUUAUCACUUCAAUGUAACUAAAAACAAUUUUCAAUUACUUAAUAAUCAAUUCAACUAAUAAAAUUCAAAAACUAAACAUUAUUCAUAUUAGUUUAUUAGUGAACUAUUUCUAAAUUAUAAAAAUUAAAACAUUUUUGAUAAAGAAAACGUAACGAGGAAAUAAAACCGUCUUCCUCUCCCCAACAGUCCAUUUCAUGUUCUGUAGCCUUCAUACUAGAGUUUUAGGAAAAUGAACAAAUAAAUAAUUACAAGAUGAUAAUCCAUGCUUUGUGCGGAAUAAUGUUUUUUUUUAAAUAUGUUGUAUUUAAAUAUUAUAAACAAUUCAUAUUUUGUUAUCAAUCACUUUUUUUACGAUUGAUUAGGGAUAGCAUUCGAGUAUCAUUUGGUUCGGUUAGGUACUGUUCGUAUCUUUGCGGGUUUAGUUCAAAUUUUUGCAUGUUCGGUUUAGGUUUAGGUUAGAAUAACUCAUUUAUUUUUAUUUUUAAAGUAAAGUUCAUAUAUACUUUAAAUUUAUAAAAAUCUAAAAAUAAAAAUAAUGUAUAGCAUAUAAAUUUGAAUAAUGUAUGUUAAAAUAUUUAGACUUGACAUUAAAAUUAGUUUAGCUUAAAUAUUUGUAUAGAAAAUCAAGUGAUAUUUUCAGUAUUUUUGGUAUUUUGAGUAACGUUUAUCUAUUUUAAACAUAUAGUUUUCACUAUUUUUAUAUUUUUAAGUAUUUUGCACAAUUUUAAAACAUCUUAUGUAUUUUGUAUAUUCUUUUAGAUAUUAAAAUUGUAAAUAAUUUAAUAUAUUUAAGUAUAUAAAUUUGGUUCAAAUAAACUCUGAUACCUCAAAUAUUUCGAUUCGGAUCGGGUUUAGAUACCAGAAUUUUCGGAUUGGAUUUGGUUCGGUUAUUUGGAUUCGGAAUUUUACGCAACCUUAUACUUUUUAUUGUAACAUAAUUUUAAACGAAACCGAUGAUGGUUCAUAUUUAUUUUGAGUAUGCAACAAUUUUUAAAACAAAACAUUUUCUACUCUGUAUGUGGUCUAUUUAGUUAAUCAUUCAAGACCCAUUAAAAAAACGAUGAGCUGAACUAAAAAAAUGUUACCAAUAAUCAUAAAUUUUAUGUGAGACUUUUAACUAUUUUUAAUAAUUUAUAGUCGUUUUAGAAAAUUUGAAAUAUAACAUAUAAGAAAAAAUAUAAUUUUUAAUUAUAUAUUUAAUGUAAUAUAUAAUUUUUUUAUUGCAUAUAUAAUAUAUAUAAUUAUAUAAAUAAAACAAAAUAAAUAGAGGAUAAAAAAUUGCUAUUAAAUAUUUAUUAUUUAUAAUCAUUAAUUAUGAUAUAUAUGUUAAUCAUAUUAGGUAAUUUUGUAGUUUUUGUUUAAAGAAAGAAUUGUAUUCUACUAAUUCAUUUAAUAGUUAGUUUAAAAAAACAUAAUAUAUGUGUAGAUAGAUCAACCUGUUUUUUUUAACAAUUCUGAAAAUAAUUUUCAUAUAUGACACAUGGUCACCAAAAAAUGUUGUAAUACUCCAUAAUUAAUAUAUUGGAAAUUAUAUUACAU